GCUGCUUUGUAUCGUCUACUUGCUCAAUAUGGCAUUCGCAACUGCUUCUCAGACUUCAUACGCCCUCUUGUUUGGGAGCCGAGAAAAUAUUAAUGGAACAAAAAGAAGAAGGAGAAGAGCAAGUUUUAAUUCCAGGCAUGUAAAUGUUAGUAGUUUUCAGGUGUAUGCAUUAUCACAACAACAAGGCACUCGCAAAGAGCGCCAGAGAGCACCACCAGGAGUCGACACCAGAAUUCACUGGGAAAACGAAGACGAAGGUUGGAUUGGAGAAACUACUUCUUCUUCUUCUUCUUCUUCUUCUUCUUCUUCAAUCCCUGGUGAUGAAGAACAGCGGAAGAAUUUUUUGGGUGAAAAAUUCUCUGAUUUGCUCGACCAUUCCCCUGACUCCCAUUAUCAGUUCUUGGGGGUAUCAGCAGAAGCAGAUUUGGAAGAGAUAAAAGCAGCAUACAGGAGGUUAUCAAAGGAAUACCAUCCAGAUACAACCUCUCUUCCCCUUAAAGAUGCAUCCAACAAGUUCUUGAGGCUGAGAGAGAUCUAUAAUGUUCUGAGCAACGAAGAGAGCCGGAGAUUUUACGAUUGGACACUCGCUCAAGAGGCGGCCAGUCGACAGGCUGAGAAAAUGAGGAUGAAAUUGGAAGAUCCAUAUGAGCAAGACUUGCAGAACUAUAAACCAGUUCCUGAUAUGGUUGAUCGACUUGGUGGAAGGAACAUGGAGCUCAGUGAUCAAGCUUAUACUGCUCUCACCAUUGAUGCUGUUAUCAUUGUUUUUGCUAUUGCUUGUGCUAUUUAUGUCACCUUCUUUAAAGAAUAUUGAUUCAAUUAAAUUACUGUAUACUAUUAUACCAUGUAAAAUUUAGAACGAUUAAUUAAAUGUUCCAAAAUUUAUAGUUUAUGAAGUAGAUAUCGAAGUUAGAGAAAGCAAAUAAGAGUUUUUCUUAUUUUCUUUUCCUCUUUGUGUAUU
Molecule: messenger RNA, 961 nt
Organism: Ziziphus jujuba (common jujube)
Lineage: Eukaryota; Viridiplantae; Streptophyta; Magnoliopsida; Rosales; Rhamnaceae
Product: NAD(P)H-quinone oxidoreductase subunit T, chloroplastic
Exons: 2
Coding region: 29-814 (261 amino acids)
Source: RefSeq, a predicted model, not a curated record